This is a messenger RNA of Candidula unifasciata, 219 nucleotides long. Lineage: Eukaryota; Metazoa; Mollusca; Gastropoda; Stylommatophora; Geomitridae. The record is from the annotation of a GenBank genome assembly.
CUCUCAGACACUCAGCUCUCAGACACUCAGCUCUCAGACACUCAGCUCUCAGACACUCAGCUCUCAGACACUCAGCUCUCAGACACUCAGCUCUCAGACACUCAGCUCUCAGACACUCAGCUCUCAGACACUCAGCUCCCAGACACUCAGCUCUCAGACACUCAGCUCUCAACCUUUCUGCAAUUAUUUCGUUUUCCCUUUAUUCAUAUCCUUGCCUGA